GAUAGGAAGCCACUCCAGAAAGCCGGUCAGUUGGGAGGCAUAGAAAUAUUUACCACCUUCUCCUUGGAAUACACGUUAUGAAUACCUUCUGGAGCAUGUCUACAAGUUCUGUGCGCAAGAGGCCUGAAACCGAAGAAAAGGCCCUGGCUGGCGAGCCAAAGAACAGCCCUCCCCGCACCGCCCCCAAAAAGCAGCUGCCGACGAUUCCCAAGAACGCUGUGCCAAUGACCAAACCUGCUUCUCCUGCCCUUUCUGCUCAGUCUACAAAUGGGACGCACGCCUCUUACGGGCCUUUCUACUUGGAAUACUCCCUCCUGGCAGAAUUCACUCUGGUCGUGAAGCAGAAGCUGCCGGGUGUCUACGUGCAGCCUUCUUACCAAUCGGCGUUAAUGUGGUUUGGAGUUAUAUUCAUACGGCACGGCCUGUAUCAGGACGGUGUGUUUAAAUUUACAGUCUACAUCCCUGACAACUAUCCAGAUGGUGACUGUCCGCGCCUGGUCUUCGACCUGCCCAUCUUCCACCCACUGGUUGAUCCCGUCUCGGGAGAACUGGAUGUGAAAAGGGCCUUUGCCAAGUGGAGGCGAAACCACAACCACAUAUGGCAAAUCCUGAUGUACGCCCGCAGAGUUUUUUAUAAGAUUGACACUACCAGCCCGCUAAACCCUGAAGCUGCUGUGCUAUAUGAAAAGGACGUCCAGCUUUUCAAAAGCAAGGUGGUCGACAGUGUUAAGCUAUGCAGCAGUCAUUUAUUUGAUCCGCCGAAAAUAGAGGACCCCUAUGCAAUUAGUUUUUCACCGUGGAAUCCAGCUAUACAUGAUGAAACUAGAGAGAAGAUGUUGAGCCAGAAGAAGUCAGAGGAUCCACAGUGCAAAAAUACACAAGUGUCUGGCCUGUCAUGGGUAAAGCCCGGCUCGGUCGAGCCUUUCAGCAAAGAGGAAAAGACUCUGCCUACUUAACUCCUGCGGACAGGGAAGAAAAAAGCACUCAACACUUUCUGCAGGAAAAGGGAAUGUAACAAGUGAGCCAGAUGGCAAAGCGGUGGAUUUUUUUUUUCCUUCUUGACUUUGGAUUAGUAAAGAGUAAAAUACUAACAGUGACUCGAGUAAACCCGCUCAAAUGGAUUGGCUUGGACUCUUCUUGAU
Euleptes europaea (tarantolino) is the source of this 1142-nucleotide messenger RNA. RefSeq names its product AKT interacting protein (gene AKTIP). Bases 78 to 956 code for a protein of 292 amino acids. The record is from RefSeq and is a predicted model, not a curated record. The transcript is spliced from 9 exons. Lineage: Eukaryota; Metazoa; Chordata; Lepidosauria; Squamata; Sphaerodactylidae.